UUUUGAACCCAAACUGAACUACUUGGUGGUGAUUGUAACAGCAGAGGUGAACCUGGUGAAUUUAGCAGAUUUAAUCAAAGAUGGCAAAACAGGGGGUAUCAAAACCAAAGGUGAUUUCAUCAGGCAGGCUGACAGGCUCUGGACGUGGACAGAUACACAAGAAAAGGGUUGCUGGGCGCUGUGUUCCUCCUCUUGAACCUGCAUAUUCUCUUUAUUCUACAGACUCUGAAGAUCAGGUGACGACGAUACACAAGGGACUCGACCGAUGUGCUGCUUUACUCAGUGGGAUACUUCAAGCUGAACAAGCAGAAUCAAAGCCCAAACCACAGGUAACAAAAACCUGCACCUUCAAAUCCAAACCCAAGAAUUUAUUAAGAAAAAUUGAAACUGACAAGAAAAGGCAUGGGAAGAAGACAAACACAGCUAUACAUGCAAACAAAAGGCCAGCUCCAGUGCAGAAGACGUUUGCAUCUGCCAGUUGUCACCUGAGUUCAGCAGGGCACUGUGAUCAGAACUCUGGGAACAGACGGGCACAAGUGUCACAGGAUCAUCCUUCAGGACUGACCCCUGUAACGCAAGCAGAACACGAACAGCAAAACUCACUUCCACUGGCCUGCUCUCAGCCUGCUGCUAGCUGUAAUAUUCCACCUUUGGAUCAGGUUCACACAUCCACUGUAUUUAACUGUCGGCUGACAACAUCCACACCUGUACUGAGCCCUCAGAGACCUGGAUCAGUUCACAAUGAACCUUGUACUUCAAAGUGUGUGCUGAGCAGUGGUAGCUCAUCUGGGGCGUCAUCUGCCACCCCAUCCUGCCCUCAUGGCUCUGUAGAAAUGUCUGGCAUCCCAACUCAAUAUGCUGCUGCUUUCUCCAUGCCUCCUGCAGUCCAACAACAGUCUCCAGCUACUGUAUCUCCUGUCCAGAAUCGAUCCUGCACUCCAGUAGGGCAUGGGGUACCUAUAAUCACUGGCCCAAUCUGCAGUGUUAAUCAUCAGGUGGGAUUUGUAGGGCCAGUUGUCCCUUUGCCAUCAUCCACUGGGUCAUCAACCUGUCCCUCAUCUGCAGUGCUGGCAACACAGGUGCCCAACCAGUCCCAGGUCAGCCAGUCUCAACCUAACCCAAAUCAACCAGUACUGCUUGUUUGCAAUGACCAGGAGCAGGAGUUAUGUUCUGAAGAAAGUUCAAAAGAGGGUGGUACUAAUGCAGAGAAAGACCAAAAAGAUGGGUUGGACAUUACACCUUUCAGAGACAUUAGCUGUGAGACCAGCAAUGAGAAAUUAACAAUUCUGAGUCACAAAGCCAAACCCACCAGUCCAGAGAAAACCUCACAGAAGGUGAUGACUGUUAAAUACCUGCUGGGAGAGCUGAAGACUUUAGUUGCUAAUCAAGACAGUGAUGUUGUGCGGCUGUUCUCUGAGGUGGAGCAGAGGAUCUCACUGCUUCCUGUCAUGGUGGGCAGCACUAACAUCCAGGCUGAAAUCGCGCUCGCCUUACAGCCACUCAGGAGUGAGAAUGUACAGCUGCGAAGGCGUUUGCGAAUACUCAAUCAGCAGUUAUUAGAGAAAGAGAGAGCAGAACGACAGAACAGGCCGAAGACCUGCGAUAUGGAGGUGGUUGCGUUGCAGUCUCUGAACCUCACUCUCCAAACUCAGUUAAAUGAGAGCCGUAGAGAGCUCGAUGAUCUGCAACAGGGGAACAUGAGACUACGGAAAGCCAUGGAGGACAAAGACAAUGACCUGAAGCAUCACAAGGAAUUGUAUGAGUUAGAGAACAACCGGCUAAGACUGGAGGUGAGUGAAGCAUUAGCUGAAAUGCAGAAUUGCCAGAGUAAACUUGGAAAGUAUGAGAUUGAGAAGACUACACUGACUUUGAGCCUUCAGCAGAGGGAGGCAGAGAUCGGCAGACUGCAGGAAGUCAUCAGAAAUCUGCAGAGAAGUCAAACAAAAGACACCAGCAAAUAUUCAAAUCAGCUGGAUUUACGUCAACCAAACUCUCAGCUUACCAGGAGUGUUCUGGAAUUGCAUGAAAAUGCACAGAGGGAGACCGCUGUGUCAGAUAAACUUUCAAACUCUGUAAAGACCUACCUUCAGAACCUGGAGGCCAUCGAACAGGCCUCCCCUCCCCACCGAAUUGACUGUAGGCCCCAGACAUUACAACCAGCCUCCCCUGUUCAGAUUGAUGGUGGAAAAGAGAACUUUAUGCCAUCAGAUACUAAAGUCUGCUCUCCAUAUAUGUACAAACCAACCCUGGAAACCAUAGCUGAGAAUGUGGCUCAGUUAGAAGAGCAGAAAAGAACAACGUUUGCCCCUUUAAGAGAGACCCCAGUGGUGCAACUUGCCUCAGAAGUUGCUUAUAGUAAUCCACUCACUCAGUGUAAUGAGCUGAUAACAGCCAAGAAUCAAAGGGAAGAUGUGGAUGCUCACGUAAGCCUGAAAUAUAUAGGCUGUGCUUUUGAAAAGCUGGACAUCUCAGAUUCAGACAUUCAGGAUGUGAAGAAUGACGGCCGAGAUUACAUUGUAGAUCAUCAUGGUAGGGCCUUACAGUUGAAUUCGAAAAAUAAGGGCCCAAACAAUCAGCUGGUGCAAUCCCAACAUGCCCGUCGAUGCCUAAGGAUGGGUGUUCAGUCAGCAUACACCGGACACCCUUCAGUGUUGGAGAACACCUUUUCCUCUUGUGAUAUUAAAUCUUUAGCCUCUGAUUGGAGCAUAAACUCCUGGUCCACAUUUAACACACAGGAUGAGCAGAAUUUCAGGGAAGGGCUUGCAGCACUCGAUGCCAGCAUAGAAAGUCUGCAGAAGACUCUGAAAGUUGAUCUAAAGAAAUGAUUCAGUAUUUCAGUGUGUGCUAAGUGUAUUGUGCUUUUAUUUGAUUUUAUGUAAUAAGUGGAUGUUUUUUUUAUGUGUCUUAAUUU
Cyprinus carpio (common carp) is the source of this 2911-nucleotide messenger RNA. RefSeq names its product coiled-coil domain containing 14. Lineage: Eukaryota; Metazoa; Chordata; Actinopteri; Cypriniformes; Cyprinidae. Gene Ontology annotation, cellular component: centriolar satellite. Gene Ontology annotation, biological process: protein localization to centrosome. The coding region runs from base 81 to 2825 and encodes 914 amino acids. The transcript is spliced from 14 exons. The record is from RefSeq and is a predicted model, not a curated record.